Octopus sinensis (East Asian common octopus) is the source of this 2277-nucleotide messenger RNA. Its product is annotated as ribosomal oxygenase 1. Bases 134 to 1993 code for a protein of 619 amino acids. Gene Ontology annotation, cellular component: nucleolus. The transcript is spliced from 19 exons. NCBI's taxonomy places the organism in Eukaryota, Metazoa, Mollusca, Cephalopoda, Octopoda, Octopodidae. The record is from RefSeq and is a predicted model, not a curated record. Gene Ontology annotation, molecular function: histone H3K36 demethylase activity; histone H3K4 demethylase activity.
UAAUUUUGAAUUUCUUUCGUUAAUUAAAUUUCCGCGCGUUAUUUCGAGCCAAGGGAGGUAAUAAACCGUUAUUUCGCGUCGAUUUCUUCACGUGGAUCUUUUGUCGGAUUUGAAGAAUCUUCAGCCUUUCCAAAUGAUGAAAUCUAAGAGAGUGUCGGCUUUGUCUGUUUUCAGAAACCACAAGCAGGACCAGAAUGAGGACCCAGGGGAGGAGCCAACAGCUGUGAAAAGGUCCAUCAGUGAUGUCGGUCCAUCUCUGAUGGCCAUCAACAAGAAAAAAAACAGUAACUUUUUGAAAGCCUUCAAGACAGGUACCCUACGCAACCAUAAUGUCAGUGACAGUAAGAAAAGUCGCCAGUCUAUCCUUGCCGAUUCCAUUAUGGAUAGUCCAUGUCUGACAGCUGUCAAACCUGUAGCUGUUGAGACCCCAGAAAACUCUCAGGUGACCACCCCCUCCAAGAAGAAGAAGAAGAAGAAGUCACCCUCAGGCAACAGUAAGAUGUCGGUGGCGGAGAUGAAGAAAAGCUUUGAGAAAAAGAUAAAGAAGCAACAACAACAAAAUGUCCGGCGGGUACCCCAAGCGAUCGGUCAGUCCAUCAUUACCACAGUCCCCUACAUCCAUGACAGCCGGGCUGAGGCCACCAAACUCUUCACCCAACUCAUCCAUCCUGUCACUGUAGAAAAAUUCUUCACGCAGAUGUGGGAGAGAAAGCCCCUGGUUGUCAGGCGACACAUUUCUGAUUAUUAUAAUGGUUGGUUUUCUACAGAAGAAUUGGAUUCUAUAUUGAGGAAGGAAAAUAUUCAGUUUGGCAAGAACAUUGACGUAACAACAUAUUGCGAUGGUAAAAGAGAGACUCACAACCCAACUGGUCAAGCCCAUGCUGCAGUAGUCUGGGAUUAUUUCCAGAAUGGUUGUUCUGUUCGUCUCUUAAAUCCUCAGACAUAUUCUGAAAAUGUCUGGAAGAAACUGUCAAUAUUACAAGAAUAUUUUGGUUGUUUUGUUGGUGCUAACGUUUAUUUGACCCCUGCAAACUCCCAAGGAUUUGCCCCUCACUAUGAUGAUAUCGAGGCCUUUGUUAUACAACUUGAAGGAAAGAAAAACUGGACCUUAUAUCCAUACAGAAAUGACUCAGAAAUGUUGGCAAGAACAUCCAGUGGUAACCUAAAUGUUGCUGACCUUGACAAACCCUUAAUCAAUGUCCAACUCCAUGCUGGGGAUCUUCUCUAUUUCCCCCGUGGUAUGAUACAUCAGGCCACCACAGUUGAAGACACGCAUUCUCUCCAUAUUACCGUUUCCUGUUGCCAAAAGAACACCUGGGGAGAUUUCUUGGAGAAGAUGUUACCAACUGCCAUCAAGUUAGCGAUGGAUGAUGAUGUUGAGUUCCGGAAGAGUCUCCCACUGAACUACCUCAACUUUAUGGGAGUUGCUAACUCUGAAAGUCAUACGAAAGAACGGCAGGAUUUUAUGCAACAUAUUGAUAAGCUGAUGCGGCGCCUGAUCUCUCAUGCUCCUGUCGAUGCCACAUGUGACCAAAUGGGCAAGAAAUUCAUGCAUGAAUCUCUUCCUCCUUACAUCUCUGAUGGUGAGAAGCAGUACACCAUUCAUGAACAAGGGGAGCGCUGGAAUGGCAAAAGCCAGUCUGUGGUCUCUCGGGUGGAACUGGGACCAGAUACCAGAAUCAAACUGCUCCGUGCUGGUAUCAUUAGGUUGGUGAUUGAAGGGGAUGAAGUUCGUAUUUACUACAAUUUAGAAAACAACCGUCUCUACCAAGACGUGGAAUCAAAUUACUUGGAGAUUCCUCAUCGGUAUGCCUUGGCUGUUGAAUUCCUGUUACAAACCUACCCUGAUUUCACCACAGUUGAGAAUCUACCCCUUACACAACUCACAGAACAGAUUGAACUUGUCCAAGCCAUGUACGAGAAAGGAAUUCUUCUUACAGAGAUACCCCUGGAACCACUGGACGAAGACAGUUCCAUGGACGAAGGAGAGUAAAAUGCUGAUGGUGGGUGGGCGGGUUGAGGGCGUGUAGUUGUGUGUAUAUGUGAGUGUGUGUUUGUGUGCCCUGGGAGCUAAGUAUGUGAAUUUGUGUGAUCUGAGGGUGUGUGUGUGCAUAUGGGAUCUGAGUAUUAUGGUAUUCUAUUAAAGCUACUCAUAUAUAUCAUCAUCAUUAUUGUACAGCCAUCUUAUCAUGGUACCUACAUACAUGCUGCCGAUGGCACGUAAAAGCACCAUCCGUUUGUAGCUGUUUGCCAGCCUGCGCUGGCUCCUGUGUCUGU